ACCUGCACUAAUCUCGUAUUUUACUCUCCGAGGUAUUGUCAUUUCAUUUCUAUAUGACAAAGGUGUAUCAUCAAAUUAUCAGCAUCAAGCUAAGAAGAAUGUCUUCAUUAUGGACAACAAACUGUUUGGUAUUUGUAAUAUGUAUGUUUGUUAUUUCAAAAUCGCUGUCACAAGACGAUUCUCAAGCAGAGAGAAAAGAUCCUGAAUAUUGCAAUGAUUUGUGUUCUUCAGUUGAGGUUCUUUGUGAACCAACAAAUUGCACAAACAAACAAGUUGAAGGCUACAAACCAGAACUUUGUAGAUGCUGUACAGAAUGUUAUACAAGAUUAGAUGAAGGAGAUAAGUGUGGAGAUAAUGACGAAGCUAUCUGUGAUCAAGGAUUAACAUGCCGAAACAAUGUAUGCCGAAAGGAAGCUGAACCCUUAUAAAGCUCUACAUAUUUGCACUGUUUGUAUACCCAACGAAUAAAAUCUAUCUGAAUAAUUUUAAUAAAUAUUUUUUUU
Molecule: messenger RNA, 503 nt
Organism: Diabrotica virgifera virgifera (western corn rootworm)
Lineage: Eukaryota; Metazoa; Arthropoda; Insecta; Coleoptera; Chrysomelidae
Product: fungal protease inhibitor-1
Exons: 2
Coding region: 54-428 (124 amino acids)
Source: RefSeq, a predicted model, not a curated record